Molecule: messenger RNA, 1536 nt
Organism: Bipolaris zeicola 26-R-13
Lineage: Eukaryota; Fungi; Ascomycota; Dothideomycetes; Pleosporales; Pleosporaceae
Product: glycosyltransferase family 4 protein
Exons: 5
Coding region: 1-1536 (511 amino acids)
Biological process (GO): GPI anchor biosynthetic process
Cellular component (GO): glycosylphosphatidylinositol-N-acetylglucosaminyltransferase (GPI-GnT) complex
Molecular function (GO): phosphatidylinositol N-acetylglucosaminyltransferase activity
Source: RefSeq, a predicted model, not a curated record
AUGCCGUACAACAUCGCUAUGGUCAGCGACAACUUCUACCCCCAGCCCGGAGGAGUAGAGAGUCAUAUGUACCAGUUAUCAAGCAAACUCAUCGACCGUGGACACAAAGUCAUUGUCAUCACCCAUGCCUACGCCGGCCGAAAGGGCGUGCGAUAUUUGACCAAUGGACUCAAAGUCUACUACGUUCCCUUCUGGGUCAUCUAUCGCGAGACCACCUUUCCCACCGUUUUCUCUUUUUUUCCCAUCUUUCGCAACAUUGUCAUCCGCGAGCGCAUCGAGAUUGUCCAUGGACACGCCAGUCUGAGUAGCCUUUGCCAUGAAGCCAUCCUGCAUGCGCGCACAAUGGGCCUGAGGACAGUUUUCACCGACCACAGUCUGUUUGGUUUCGCUGAUGCUGCGAGCAUUCUAACCAACAAGUUGCUCAAGUUCACCCUGAGCGACGUUGAUCAUGUCAUCUGCGUCAGUCAUACUUGCAAGGAGAACACCGUGCUUAGAGCAUCUCUCGAUCCCCUCAUGGUCUCUGUUAUUCCCAAUGCAGUAGUCGCCGAAAACUUUCGUCCUCUUUCGCAAAACUCGCAAGACGCAGUGCAGCCCAAGGCGCCGGGCCCUCGACAACCCAUGGACCCGGACGAGAUCAUCACAGUGAUUGUAAUACAGCGACUAUACUACAACAAGGGCACCGAUUUGUUGGUAGCAGCUAUCCCUCACAUCAUUGCGGCAAACCCAAACGUUCGCUUCAUAAUUGCCGGGAAUGGUCCCAAGGCUAUCGAUCUGGAACAAAUGAUUGAACGGAACGUGCUGCAGGAUAAGGUUAUUAUGAUCGGCCCGGUCCGCCACGAAGAAGUGCGUGAUGUCAUGGUGCGUGGGCACAUCUACCUCUGCCCAUCGUUGACCGAGGCAUUCGGUACGGUCAUUGUAGAAGCUGCAUCAUGCGGCCUGUAUGUUGUGGCCACAAGAGUGGGUGGUAUUCCUGAAGUCCUACCCACCCACAUGGUGGAAUUUGCGGCGCCCGAAGAGGACGAACUUGUUGAAGCGACCGGGCGCGCGAUUGCCAAACUGCGAGCAGGAAAAGUCAGGACAGAGCUGUUUCACAACCAGGUCAAACAAAUGUACUCGUGGACCGACAUUGCGCAAAGGACAGAACGAGUAUACGAUGGUAUCAGUGGUGUGAUUAGCCAUGGCGAGUUUUACCAGGGUGCAGGGGCAGCCGGUGCAUGGAGCGCUACUCGAGGCCGAGCCGGUGUGCAAAGCUUUGCCCUCAUUGAACGACUUAAGCGAUAUUAUGGCUGCGGAAUCUGGGCGGGUAAGCUCUUCUGCAUUUGCGUCAUUGUCGACUACCUCAUCUUCCUGGUGUUGGAAAUGUUUGCGCCCAGGUCAAGAAUCGACAUUUGCAAGGACUGGCCGAAAAAAGCCAUCCAGCCAAAACCAGAGGCGCACAAGAGAUAUGUGCGUAAUAUAGAUGAUGACACGGGAGCGCUCAGAAAGAGGAGCUCGAGAUAUCGCAAGCCGAAAAGAGAUGUACUAGAAGAUAGAUGA